CAAACGUCGAACCUGAAUAAUGUGUAAAUUUGCGUUGAUUCUAUUCGUAUUUCUCAUUUACGGGAAAUACACAAGAGCCGAAGUGUUUGAGGAGUGCGAGAAUGUACCAGAGGAAACCUUUGUGGCCACAUCAGACAGCUGCCAAUCGUACUUCUAUUGCAAUGGGGACGAUUCGAUGCGUGGCGACUGCCCGCCAGGUGAAUAUUUUGAUGGAGAGACUUGCGAUGUGGCCGAAAAUGUGCCAUGCUUUCUCGAUAACAACGACAACGGAGAAGAGGUCACCGACUCAGCAGAAGAGCCAGAAGAGCCACAGAAAUCGGAUGAACCUGACAUGCCCGAUCCAACGCCACCCACAAUUAAUGCCCCCAGCACAGUAGAUGUGUUGAACAUAGCGCCUGUCAUCAAGCCCAGCUGUCCGGUGAGCGAUGAUCCCACGCAGGUCAUUAUGAUGGCCAAUAAUGCAUCCUGCACAGACUACUACCUGUGCUAUCACGGACACGCUAUGGAAAUGCACUGCCCGGAUCAGCUGCACUUUAAUGCCCAUACCGGCCAGUGCGAUUAUCCUGAAAAGGCUCACUGCCCAUUGAACCAGUUGGGCGCACACAAGUGCCUGCCUCAAAUGACGGACUUCUUUCCGCACCCGGACAAGUGCAGCUACUUCUACUACUGCAUCAAGGGCUUUCUCACAUUGCAGCAGUGCCCCUUUUAUUACGGCUGGGACAUUGAGAAGCGCAGCUGCGUUCAACUCAGCCUCGCCCAGUGUUACGGCGGCGCGAGACGCGCCCCGGGCGACUAUAUGUACGAAACUCUAAGAAUAUUACUGCCGCUUACGGCUUCGGUGGGACUUCUCCUGCUGUCGCUGCCGCUACCUGCAACGCAUGCAGCAUUCCUGAUUGAGUGCGAGGGCGUUAUCAUUAGCCGGAUUCCCAAUCCCGAUGCGCAGUGCAGUGAGUAUAUAUACUGCGACGGUGACGAUAGCUUCUUCUGCAACGACGACUGCACAGAGCCCGUUAUAUGCCAUUCUACAACGCCGGAAGAUUCGAUCAAUUCAACUUCAACAGAGCCCGCAAGUACGAUGAAUACAACGGCAGCAUUGACAAUGACUACAACGAAAGCAGAAACCACAGCGCUCACUCAGAUGGUGACCAGUAUUCAACCACAAACCAUACCGACAACGGUUGUCCAACCGAAGACUAGCACUCCCAGACCGACCACUAGCAGCACAACUAUCAAUUCUAGUAACGUUCACCCCAGUGUGCUCUGCCGGCAAAGUGGACAAAGCAAUGUCUAUCCAUAUCCAGCCAAUGAUAACUACUACUAUCAAUGCAUUGCUGGCUAUUUACUCCUGCAAGAGUGCGGGCAGCACUUUUACUUCGAUGAGUCACUUAGACAGUGCAUUGCUGACAAUCCACACUCCUCUUAUCAGUUAUACUUCGUCUGUGAGAACAUGCAAAUAGUUACAGCUAGCUGCUGCCUAAGCAUCUUGUUGCUCGCUUUGGCUCUCUGCCAGGCCGAUAUAUUCGAGCAGUGUGAAGGAAGCAAGGAUGGGGUCUUCAUCGGCUCAAGUCAAAGCUGUGGCCACUAUAUAUUUUGCAAUGGCGAGGACUCCUACGAUGGCCAGUGCCCUGACGGUGACUAUUUUAACGCCGAGGAGCAGGUGUGUGAGUUCAUGGACGGCUUAAAUUGUCGCCCCGACUCCAAUAAUCUGAAUGAGCUGCCGAAUACGCAAACCACGAUGCAGGGAAUGGAGCUUGAAGUCACAACUCCUGUGAGACUGACAAGCAGUACAACUUCCAUCAGAGAAACAACUGUUUCUCCAGCUGCAGCGGUAGUGUCAUUAGCAACAUUAAAUGUGCCCACUACAAGCACAAUUUUCACAACAGUGAGUCACACUUGUCCCGCUACAGAUGAUCCUGGUCAGAUUGUUCUGCUGGCCCAUCACAAAUCCUGCUCGGAUUACUUUAUAUGCUACUAUGGUAAGCCACUGGCCAUGAGCUGUGCACCCAUGAUGCACUUCAAUUCGAGGACUGCAAAGUGUGACUUCGCUGAAAGAGUUAAAUGUGUGGUGUCGACCAUUAACGCCCGAGAACAGUGUAAGCCGCAUACCGAGGAUGUAUUCCCUCAUCCGGAUAACUGUAAUUACUUUUAUUACUGCCGUAAUGGCUUUCUCAUGGUGCAGCAGUGUCCCUUCUUUUACGGUUGGGACUAUGAACAACGCUCCUGUGUGACAAUCGCUAAAGCCAAGUGCUUCGACAAAAGGCGUCGUUUUUUACUUUAG
Drosophila busckii is the source of this 2278-nucleotide messenger RNA. RefSeq lists its product as uncharacterized. The record is from RefSeq and is a predicted model, not a curated record. NCBI's taxonomy places the organism in Eukaryota, Metazoa, Arthropoda, Insecta, Diptera, Drosophilidae. Bases 20 to 2278 code for a protein of 752 amino acids. Gene Ontology annotation, cellular component: extracellular region. The transcript is spliced from 5 exons. Gene Ontology annotation, molecular function: chitin binding.